AGGAAGGCGGGGACCCGGGGCAAGGCUGCGGCCACCAAGCAGGCCCAGCGAGGCUCUUCCAACGUCUUUUCCAUGUUUGAGCAAGCCCAGAUCCAGGAGUUCAAGGAAGCCUUCAGCUGCAUCGACCAGAAUCGUGACGGCAUCAUCUGCAAGUCGGACCUUCGAGAGACCUACUCGCAGCUAGGGAAGGUGAAUGUCCCAGAAGAGGAGCUGGAUGCCAUGCUGCAGGAAGGGAAGGGGCCCAUCAACUUCACAGUCUUCCUCACACUCUUUGGAGAGAAGCUCAACGGGACAGACCCCGAGGAAGCCAUCCUGAGCGCCUUCCGCCUGUUUGACCCCAGUGGCAAGGGCGUGGUAAACAGGGACGAGUUCAAGCAGCUUCUCCUGACCCAGGCGGACAAGUUCUCUCUGGCCGAGGUGAAGAUUCCGGCUCCUUCGACACCCCUCCAGGCCCCUUCGCAGGGCCCCCAGCCCGCAGGGCCCUGGGGAGGUCUCGGUGACCCACUGCCCUCGUGGGCGUAGGGCCCAGCUUUCCGGGGAGGUGCCACCUCUCUUGGGAUCUGGAGGGUGAAGGACAUGGAAUCAGAAAAGGAGGAGGGUGCAGGCUGGGUGAGCUGUGUGUGCAGAGGCCCAGGCGGGAGAGUGCGGUGCACCUCAGGAUCUGGAAGAGGUUUCCUACACUGGGGAGGGGGAGGGGAGGGGAGGGGGCCGGGCCCGUGGCCAGGGUGGGCCCUGAGACCCACGGCACCCUUCGCUCCUGCCCCAGCCUCCGGCUGAAAACGCUAAGGGGCAGCGUACAGCCCCAGGGGCGGGGCGAAGGGUCUCAGGCCUCCCUCGGGUCACGGGCACCAGCCCCCAGGACGCCCUGGCUGGGCGGCGUCUCACCAGUGCCUCCCCAGGUGGAGCAGAUGUUCGCCCUGACGCCUAUGGACCUGGCCGGGAACAUCGACUACAAGUCCCUGUGCUACAUCAUCACCCAUGGGGACGAGAAGGAAGAGUGAGCCCGAGGCGCUAGCGGCUGGGACUCAGGGCCGGCCUGUGGGGACACCUCAAUAAACGCUGUUUCCGAAUUAGACCCACAGUGGUGGCCUGUCUGUGACAGAUGGGGUGGGGCUCCACAGGGACUGCUGUAAGAACCAGCCCGGCCCUCACCGGCCCCCUCCGUUCACCCCACACAGUCCCGUGACAUAUGAACCGGGAUGUGCCCGGCUUACAGAUGAGGACGCCGAGGCCUGCGAGGGUGCCCAGGGCCACUCCUCUAGGAGAGGAAACCCAGAGCUUUACGCCCGUCUCCACCAGGCCCGGAUCGAGCCACGCGACGGGCCUCUGCUCAGCGAACAUCUGCCAAUAGCCCGGGGACUCUGCCUUCCUGGGACCCCAUCUCUGCACACGGGCUCAGGUGGGCAUCUCUGCACGCGCGUGUGGUGUGCUGGGCCCCGUGUGAAAGGCACCGAGGGACCCAUUUGAAAACACAACAGGUGAGGUGCCUUGUCACCAAAGGAGGGGCUGGAGUACACGCAGACUUCCAAAGGAAAUCCUCCGGAAUUGGCCUCAUGCCUCGGGGGUGAAAGGAUCAGGCUGCCAGAGAGAGGGAAUGGGUGUCUCUGGAGGGCAUUGCUCGUGUCCCCACCUCACCUACAGAAACCAGGAGCUGGGGGGCACCCAGCCUCAUCCUGGGAAUGGGAGGGGGAGCAGGGCAACCUCCAGAGCACCCACGGCAGGGAGGGGGAGGAAGAGGCAGUGGGGAGAGAGACAGCUUGAACCUGGGCAAGACCCAGAACACAGGAAGUCCUUCUCUGGACAGGAACCAGCAAUGCUGAGUAAGAGCUUUCUGCCUCCCCCCCGCCCCCACCCACUCCCUCCAGGCCCUGCUGCAAUCCCCCAGCUGGGGAGGCGGGAGGAGGUGAGGGAGAAAGGAGGAACUGACCACAUUCCCUCCAGAAGGCAAGCAAGAGGAAAGGCAUUUCACCCGACGGGUGUUCAGUUUGGAUGUUUACCUGGGACUUGGCAAUUUUAAUUACUACAUUGCGAAUUGAGAUUUAAAGUUAUCAUGGCCUUUCUAUUACUUAUUCGUGAUCACAAACGUCAUGGCACUGCCUGAGUCUUCAUCCAGAGAGCAGGCAGCCUCCCCGACUCUGCCCCCUACCCCCGCCACAGCAUGCUUGCCGGGAAGAUGGGUGAACAGGAUCAAGCAGGUGUUGGGAAUUCCCUGGCGGUCCAGUGUUUAGGACUUGGUGCUUUCACUGCUGGGGCCCGGGUUCAGUCCUGGUCAGGGGACUGAGAUCCUGCAAGCCUCACAGCACGCGCGUGCGCGUGCACACACACUCACAUACACACACACACACACACACACACACAGAGCAAAAACAAAAGUCAAGCAUCAAGCAGGUGUUAUGAUUCUAGCUCAUGAGUUCUGCUUGUUCAACAAACUGAUUUCAAGAAGUAAGGGAUGGGGCUUCCCUGGGGGGACAGUGGUUAGGAAUCCACCUGCCAAUGCAGGGGACACGGGUUCGAGCCCUGGUCCAGGAAGAUCCCACAUACCACGGAGCAACUAAGCCCGUGCGCCACAACUACUGAGCCUGAGCGCCACAGCUACUGAAGCCCGCACAGCUAGAGCUCAUGUUCCACAAGAGAGGCCACCACAAUGAGAAGCCUGCACGCUACAAGGGAGAGUAGCCCUUGCUCGCCGCAACUAGAGAAAGCCUGGCGCAGCAACAAAGACCCAAUGCAGUCAAAAAUAAAUAAAUAAAAUAAAAUAAACCAUGAUAACUGUAGAAAAAUGACUGAUAAAAAGCUCCAAAUAUUAAAAAAAUAAAGUUCAAAAAUUAAUAAAUUAAAAAAAAAGAAGUAAGCGAUGAUUUUAUAAUUCAAGCCUCUUCAAGGAAAAAUUGUGAAAGACUCUGAAACAGACCAAAAACAUCAUGGGUGUGUGAACAAAGAACAAAAAGCGUCGUUCACCACCCAGUUCUACAAGUCACAGCCCACUGCGGUCGCCCACCAUCCGGAUGGAAGACAGGAGGAAGCAUUCUGUGCUUUGGAUAACCGGCCCCUAGAUAGUUAGAUGCACAUCUCAGGAAGGAUUCCAAUAACCCCAGAUUCCUGCAUCUUCCCAUAUAUUGAAAAGUACUAGAAUCAUUAACUUGAUUUGUGACUAGGAGUCACACAUCCUUUGUCCUUUGUGACUAGGAGUAAUCUUUUACCAAGAUGUAUGCUUGACUACAUGUAUCUCCUAGCCAAAAAAGUCAUAUAUAAACUGGCUUCUCGCCUUCCUCUUCAGAGCAGUUCCAAGGAGCUCGCGGAGCAGCUGUCUCUCAGGCUACUGUCCUCAGUAAGACCCGCAGGAGGGCCUCGAGCCAGGGCUGACCCGCUGUGCUGCUGAGUCCCUUGGGCUUUGAGUGGUGCAAGCAGAGAUGGCUGCAAAGGCAAAUACAAAUUAAAAAUGAGAAAAAGUUAAUACACGCUGAUGCAAAGAAAGUAAACACUCUC
Messenger RNA from Globicephala melas (long-finned pilot whale), 3486 nucleotides. It is a transcript of the gene MYL7, whose product is annotated as myosin light chain 7. Gene Ontology annotation, cellular component: cytoplasm; myofibril. Lineage: Eukaryota; Metazoa; Chordata; Mammalia; Artiodactyla; Delphinidae. The record is from RefSeq and is a predicted model, not a curated record. Gene Ontology annotation, biological process: cardiac muscle tissue development; heart contraction. Gene Ontology annotation, molecular function: calcium ion binding.